This is a messenger RNA of Larimichthys crocea (large yellow croaker), 1165 nucleotides long. Its product is annotated as T-cell receptor beta-1 chain C region. The record is from RefSeq and is a predicted model, not a curated record. Lineage: Eukaryota; Metazoa; Chordata; Actinopteri; Sciaenidae. Bases 25 to 900 code for a protein of 291 amino acids. The transcript is spliced from 7 exons.
GCUGGAAGUUGACUCAUCGCUGACAUGCUGGUCACAGUCGUUCAUCUGUCACUUCUUUUACACACAGGUCUCACUGUAGUGCUUCAGUCUGGAGAUCAAAUGUCUGACCCAGGAGGCACAGUGGUGUUGGAGUGCAGUGUGGCUCCAGGGUUCAGCAUGAGCAGCUUCACCAUGCUCUGGUACCGACAAAACCACUACAGAGCUCCAAUAGAGUUCCUCAUCAAGGAGCAUGAACAAACUGCGGGGCACUUCAAGGCGUCCAUCGAAGCAUCCAAAAACAAAUUCUCUCUUCAGAUUACUGAGCUCUCUGUCAAUGACAGCAGCACCUACUACUGUGCUGCCAGUGUGAACAACUACGACCCUGCUUACUUUGGCAGUGGAACCAGACUGACAGUGUUGGACCCAGACCAAAAACUCAAUCCACCACAGGUGAAAGUGUUAAAACCUUCGGUAAAGGAGUGUCGGAACAAAAAGAAGACCUUAGUUUGUGUGGCCAGUAAAUUCUACCCAGACCAUGUCAGUGUAUACUGGAAGAUCAAUGGAGAUAAUCACACUGAUGGUGUAGUGACAGAUAACAAUGCCCUGAAGAAAGAUGAUGGUAGUUACACAAUCACCAGCAGGCUGAGGGUCGCUGCUGAAGAUUGGUAUACACCUGACAAAUUAUUCACAUGCAUUGUCAGCUUCUACGAUGGGAAGGAAACUAAGGAUUAUUCAGAUACAAUUUAUGGUGAUGAAGCUCCAGCUGCAGGACGUGACAUAACAAGAGAGCGAUAUUUGAGGCUCACAAACGCUGCCAAGCUCUCCUACGGUGUUUUCAUCGCCAAGAGCUGCAUCUACGGAGCCUUUGUAGCGUUUCUGGUGUGGAAGCUUCAGGGUUCAACUGGAAAGCAGAGCAACUGAGAGCUGAGCCGAACAAAUGAAAUGUAGGAGAUCAAUAGUGUUUAUGUAAAUACAGAAAACAUUGAACUAUAUCCAUAACUUUGUAUGUUGCAACAUAUUUGCAUUCAUUAUUCAAUUAGAUGAUAAAACAGUUCUAUGUAUAUUCGUGUUAUAAUCUUAAAGCUACUUUGGCAUCACAUUUAUACCUUUAGUAACAAUUCUGUUUGUGGUUGUGAAUCGCUUAUUUGCUUAAUUUUCUCUCAAUAAAAACUUUUCAGAGAAUCAA